Punica granatum (pomegranate) is the source of this 3735-nucleotide messenger RNA. Lineage: Eukaryota; Viridiplantae; Streptophyta; Magnoliopsida; Myrtales; Lythraceae. The record is from RefSeq and is a predicted model, not a curated record.
AAAAAGGCACCCCCUGCCCUGCGAGCAUUCCCCCAUGCAACCGCUGCCACCAUUUGCCUUAACCGUUGAAUUAUCGGUCACCCUCUCCUUUUCGGAAGUCGCUGCUUCCAUACGCCCUCCCUCACAGAUGCCUUCCCAAUACCGUCAAUCGCUAUUGCAAUCGUCGCCCUUCCCGCUACUUGAUAUUCCUAUUCCAGCCGCAGACCCCUUCCACCAUCUGACUGGUUUCUAGCCUUUGGCUCGCCCUCGACCGAAUAAGUCUCUUAGGCGAACUGGGCUUUGCAUUGUCUUGAGAGCGGUUACACUUCCCGAGGCAUUUUGAGACCACUAUGCCAUUUCUCUUCCCUUCUCUUUUCUUUUGUUCUUUUCUAAUUCGAUUUGAGCACAACUUCACCUUCCAAUUGAUUGUCAUGCAAUUAGAACAGGACAAGCACACCCCUACCCACUCCCUCUUAUAGAGUCCCUUCCAAUUGGUGCUAGAGGGUGAAGACUAUUUACCCCUUCUCCUGCCACUACGCCCCAUCCCUCUUCGCACGAAGUCUUUGACUGACCCGGCUACUGUCUACGUUUACUCUAAUUGAGAGAUGCAUGGUUGGCAACAGACACACUUCAAUUUUGCUAGGAAAGAAUGGUGGGCCAUCAACUCUGUGCACACAGUUUGAGGGGUAAAUUGUGACUGUGAGACUGUGUGUGCGUAGACCUUCGAGUGUCAAGCAGACCAUAAGCAUAAUUAUCCUCAGGACGCUCUCAAGAUUCCCUGAUAAGAGAUCCUCUGCAGGCAAAGUAAGUUAUUUUUCGAAUAUCGAAGAUUUUUGUUAUUUGUGUUGUUCAUAUGUGUUUUAUGCUUCAAAAUACAACAAAGAAUAGCCUUGUAAAAGUAGUGACCUAUGAUUCUUGGAGAUGCAAACCAACGUGGAUUGGUUCAAGUGAUUCGGUACUUGUUCUCAUUAAUCAAAGUCAUGGGUUCAAGCCUUGUGAAUGGAGAAAUAGAGUUUUACCACUUAUUAGUGGCCGAAUCAACCUAAUUUGACUGGAUUAGCUGGAGCCCCUUAAAUUUUUGAAUACUAGGUUGCAUGUUGGAAAAAAUUCUUGGACAUGCAUAAAUAGUGAGAGAGUUCUAUUUAGAGCAGGCUAUAUUUGUCUUUUAGACAGGCAUAAACUCAAAUUAUUGUAAAACCACUAUGAUCUAAGAACAAAAGCUAUGUUCAUCCGCCAGAGGGAAGCUAUGUGAGGGACAUUAUUGGAAUUUUGAAAUAAAUAUGAGGGUUACUUUAAGAAUUGAAAUUUGUAUAAACAAAUUGAUGAGCUUCAUACAACAAAGGGGGAAGGAGAAAAAUUCUUGUUUCCUAAAAUGUAAAACAAUAUGAGUGUUUUUAACGAGUACACAAGAACAACUCUUCUAAGGGCUCAACAUUUUCUUUUUGGCUCAAUAUAAGUGCUCAGCAAUUACUUAAUUAUACCUUUUCCAAUGCAUAUAAUACGUAUGUAUAUGAUUAUAUUCUUGAUUAUAUUAGUAAAAUUUAAUUGAAAGUAUUAAAAGAGCAGCUGGGGAUAUAUAUUCAUAUAUAUAUAUAUAUAUAUUAUGUAUUAUAUAUUUAUUGGUGCCAUUGAACCAAACGGGCGAAUGCAAUGCAUCAUAAAUCCUGCAAGAUAUCAUAAAUGAGUUCAACAUCGGGAACAUGCAAUUCCGGGAGGUUCAAAUUUUUUGUGUAUCCCUUAGUUUCCAAUUGGACCAACUAAAUCGAGGGAUUGAUAAUUUGCACAAAAGAAUGAAGGUGAUCGGGUUAAUACAAGGUGCAAUGAGAUGAAUAGAGAAUAAACUGAUUAUGAAACAUUUUCAUUGCCAUCACGCGGCUAAGGUCAUGUAUCGUACAUAAAUAUAAAGUUACCAUUUGUGUGCACGCCCUAGCUCGUUCAAGACAUAAAGAAUGGAUAUUUACAUUUACUAAGAAAUAUAUGGAACUAUCAUGGAUUAAUUCAAGUGAUUCGACACUUGUUCCCUUUUACUAAAGUCUCAAAUUCAAGUUUUGUUAAUGGAAAAAAUCUAAGCUAGGAGAGUUUUAUUCCUCAGUGGACUGAUCCGGCUUGACUGAAUUAGUCGAGAUCCAAUUAUACUUUUGGAUAUUAUCGUGCAACCGGAAAAAAAAAAAGAAAUAUAGAUGGAAUUCUACCAAAAAAUCAGAAGGAAAGAAAAAGAAAUAUACAUGCAAUUUGAUACUAUGUAUGUGGAAGACAAUUUUCGAGAGGGCCGACAAGAUUGAGAACUACAGGACACAUAUAUGAGGACGGAAAUUACUCAAGCACGUUUUCUACUGCAUUAUAAUGGUAUUUUUAUACAUCCUGAAUGCAUACAUACAAGUGACCAUAAUAAAUAUUGAUUUUUUUUUUCAUGUGUACACCUUUUUGAUAUUUGAAAAACCCAAUUGAUUCCAAUUAAUCCAGAUUUGAACUAAGCUAGUCCACAAGUCUCUUAAUUGUAAAUUUUCUUCGUUCAGAAGAUUUUAUUUAAGGGAAAUAGGCGUUGAAUUAUAUGAUGUAUCCAACGCUGGUGGUAAAAGCUGUUGUGCUUAUUUAAAUUAACAUUGAAUAUUUAAGAAAGGCUUUGGCUCCAACCUAGGAAAACAUAAGAUAUAUAAAAAUGUUAUCAAAUAAAAAGCUGUAUUAAUUAUUAAAUGAGACCGGUGGAAAAGGCCUAUAUAUAAGAUUCCAUGGCUCCAACCAGAAGUCCACAGUAAUUAUUGAGGCGGAAACCAUUUGUUCUUCUGAGCAAUAGAGAGAGAGAGAUCAUGGGAAGAGGACCAAACAGUUGGAAAGGUGGUAAGUUGAACAAAGGGGCAUGGACAGCCCUCGAAGACAAGAUACUAAGAGACUAUGUCACAGCCCAUGGGGACCGAAGGUGGAAUAUCGUUGCCAAAGAUGCUGGUCUGAGUAGAUGUGCGAAGAGUUGCCGGCUUCGAUGGCUGAAUUACCUAAGACCAGACAUCAAGAGAGGAAACAUCACAGAAGAUGAAGAGGACCUCAUUAUUAGGCUUCACAAACUCUUAGGCAAUAGGUGGUCUUUGAUUGCCGGGAGACUUCCUGGGCGAACAGACAAUGAAAUCAAGAACUACUGGCACACGAAUCUGGCCAAGAAGGAGAAGGCUAGACGGUCGGGUAAUGCAACAGUUGACGACCGAAAUUUGAAGGUAACCAAAAGAGCCGAGAGAGAACAGCCGCUUGGACUGCUCCAACCAGACAUAACAAAGUCAUAUCGGUCAUGCGACAUUAACAGAUCGGAAGACCAAGGCUCCGAGCUCAAAGACAGUAAACUCGGCAAUGACCUUUCACCGACAAUGUCUCCGGAGGAGGGUCCAGGGGAGUUCAAGGCGGGUUUCAUUCUUGAAGAUGUCGACCUCUCGGGGAUCGAGUUCGACUUGGAUUUCUCGGGGCUGUCCGGUGUUGAAGCUUCUGAUUUUCUUAAUCCAGUAAGGAAUUGGUGCAAAAAUGAGGCUGGUGAAGAUUUAAUUGGCGAAUCAUCGCGAUGGUUGCCUGCGGGAUUUUUGGAGAAUUGGAGCUCCGAACUUGCUUAUGGGGAAGAUUGGAUUAUUUAAAAAACCAGUAAUUUGUGCUUUUCGGACUACAUUUUCAGUUAAUGUUAUCCAUUCACACUAUAGAUGAAUAAAAAUCAAUCAAAAUUUUUGUAAGUGGGGAAUUCAUGGGGACCACUAUGAGGCUAAGUUUCUACUUACAAGCAUU